GUUGUGUCCAGAGCUGACUCACGUACAACAGCAAAAUCCUGACAGCGUGACUGUUGUCGAAGAAGUGCCCACCAUGUUUCUCUACGAACCAGAAAGCAAGGGUGCCCGGAGUGGGGCUUUCAGUCAUCUCGGCCAAUCGCAUUCCGAGGACACUGAUGGCUCCGUCCUGGAGGAUGUUCGCAUCACGUUAGAUGAUGGCUCGGUCUACAACGGACAGUGCCGAGAUGGUGUUUUCAAUGGGGAGGGCACGCUGACAAUGCCAGACGGCGCCGUCUAUGAGGGCCAGUUCAAAAAUGGAAAAAAGCACGGUGUGGCAAAGUACACGUACGCAAACGGAGCCAUCUACGAAGGUGAGUACAAGGAGGAUGCCAAGGACGGAAAGGGCAGACUAAUCUGCGACGGCAUCGGCACAUUGGCGGAGGCCUCCACCUACGAAGGCGACUGGUUGAACGACCUGCAGGACGGCCAGGGUAUUGAAAGAUGGGGCGAUGGCUCUGUGUUCACCGGCUCUUUCAAAGAUGGCAGGAAACAUGGCCAUGGCAAGUUCAUGUGGGGCGAAGGCUGCAUGUACGAGGGAAGCUUCCUCAACAACGACAUGCACGGGGAAGGUCGCUACGUCUGGGCGGACGGCCGUCAGUAUAAUGGUGAGUGGGUAGAAAAUCAAAUGCACGGUCCUGGCACAAUGCGAUGGCCGGACGGUCGCAUCUUCGAGGGCGACUUCAGCCGCGGCAAGAAGGAAGGCGAGGGCACCUUGACAUGGCCGGACGGUCGUACCUACGAGGGCCAGUGGGCUUGUCCCUCAGUGCAGCUGCUAGAGAAUUAG
Molecule: messenger RNA, 823 nt
Organism: Symbiodinium necroappetens
Lineage: Eukaryota; Dinophyceae; Suessiales; Symbiodiniaceae
Source: the annotation of a GenBank genome assembly